AUGGAUAGGCCUGUGGAAAAGAUGCAUGUGAAGGAAUUAAAAGAAAUUCUUUUUAGGAAGAAAGUGAGCCUGAAAGGAUUAACAGUGAAGGCCCAACUUGUUGCAAAGUAAUUAGCAGCGUUUUUAACCCUCUGUUUUAUAUGAUUAAAUACACUUGAAAACCGUGUAAUGCACCUUUGUCUUUUGUCUCAUUAUUUUUUUUCUGUCUAAGUGAUUGCAAGUUUAAAAUUAGCGUCCUUUGUUGAUUUUUUUUGUGCAGAGUGAAGGAAGUACUUCAAAUGUGUACAGAUGAUCGCAGGCAAAAUGAUCAAAAUAAUCAAGCCACCGCCGUUGCACUUCGUGCUCGAAGCAAAAAGAGCGACUCAGAUCUUCUUAGGGAGAAUGAGGAAAAGUUUAGAUUUUGCCCCUCUGAGAAGAAUAUGGAAAAACUACUGGACGAUCUUCCUCCAUUCACGUAUAAUACCAUUGUGAAAUAUGUCCGAAACUCCGGUAAAAACAUUCAACAUUCCUCAGACUACAUGGUACUAAAGCCGUUUGAAGGUGGUGUCAAUUUUUUUAUUGAAGGAUACCUUCAUAACGUUGGGACCAAGAAUCACAAAGAGAGCAAAACCUUUUAUUUCAGAGCCCUUUGCUACCGAAGUCUACGGAAA
This is a messenger RNA of Porites evermanni, 650 nucleotides long. NCBI's taxonomy places the organism in Eukaryota, Metazoa, Cnidaria, Anthozoa, Scleractinia, Poritidae. The record is from the annotation of a GenBank genome assembly.